Molecule: messenger RNA, 1416 nt
Organism: Rotaria sordida
Lineage: Eukaryota; Metazoa; Rotifera; Eurotatoria; Philodinida; Philodinidae
Source: the annotation of a GenBank genome assembly
AUGUCGCCUUUACUUCGCUCUGCCAUAAUUAAAGCUUACUGGCGUUUAUUACCACUUCUAUUUCUUUCAUAUAUCAUUGCUUAUGUUGAUCGAAAUAAUGUUUCAUUGGCUAAACUUAAAAUGAUCAAUGAUUUACCAUCAUUUCGUCAUCGAACAGAAACUAUAUUUGCUCUUGGUCAGGCAGCCUUUUUUAUUGGCUAUUUACUUCUUGAAAUUCCUGGUACAUUAAUAGUUGAAAAAUGGAGUGCGCGUAAAUGGAUUUGUCGUAUUAUGAUUACUUGGGGUAUUUUAGCUUCAUUAACAGCAAUUGUCACACAACCAUGGCAUUUUUAUUUAAUUCGUUUUUUACUUGGUCUUGCUGAAGCUGGUUUCUUUCCAGGUGCUGUCGUCUAUUUAACUCAUUGGUUUCCAGCACAAGCAAGAGCUCGAGCGCUUUCUCUAUUUUUUAUUGCUGCACCAAUCGCUCAAUUCAUCAGUCCAAAAAUAUCCUAUUAUUUUCUUCGUAUGGGUACUAUCGAAAAUGGUAUCUACUAUAGAACAUUAUUUAAACUUAAAGGUUGGCAAUGGAUGUAUAUCAUUUGGGGUAUACCGGCAGUGAUAAUUGGUAUUAUUGUUUUAUUUUUUUUGAUUGAUCGACCGAAAGAUGCGAAUUGGUUGAGUGAAGAAGAAUGCCAAGUACUAGAAACAGAAUUAUCACAUGAAUUAGUACGUCAACAAGUAGCUGGUGGUCAUUUAACAUUAUUGCAAGCUUUACGUCAUAAUAAAGUACUUCUUCUUGCUAUUGCUUAUUUUUUUAUUGUAACAGGUAAUUAUGGUGUCGAUCUCUUUUUGCCAACUAUUCUUCAUGAUUGGUAUCAUCCAAGUGAUGGUCUUCUUACAUGGUUAUUAAUGAUUCCACCACUUGGUGCUCUUAUUGGAAUAUUAGUUAUUGGAUUUAGUUCAGAUCGAACUAAAGAACGACGUUUUCAUACUGCUAUACCUAUUCUUAUAGGUGCAAUUGGACUUGGUUUAACAUUAAUUCGACAACAACCACUAUUUACAAUGAUUAUUCUUUUUACAGUUGCAUCGAUUGGUACUAAAGCUUAUUUGCCAGCAUUUUGGUCAUUACCAAGUUUAUUUUUAAGUGAAUCAGCCGCUGCUGGUUCUAUUGGUCUCAUUAAUUCAAUUGGUAAUCUUGGUGGUGGUGUCGGACCUAUUCUUUUAGGUGUCUUCAAAGAUCGUACUGGAUCAUUUUUUCUUGGUAUUCUUUUAUUGUCUAUAUCGAUGUGUUUGACAUCUGUGAUUAUUAUGAUUCUUCGUUUCGAUCGACAUCGUCAACGAGAACUUCAUAAAAAUACACAACAAUUAACUAUGUCAGACAUAAAUGAAAAGUUGAUAACAAAUACAAGACAAACAGAAAAUAGUACAGAAUUCUGA